GAAAGUGUGACACAAAUGUGGUGUUCAUUACUUGUAGUGACUAUGAAAAACAUCCCUCUAUAUCCAUAGCACCUAUUAUCAUGGGUGUGAGACUUCUUGUUGUGGUGAUCUUGACUUUUGUAUUUGUACGAUUCUGUGUCAAGAGAGCGAGGAGGUCCAGAGCUUCAUCAAGAAUGCUGCCAGGGAAAGAACUGGAGUUUCAAGGUGGGGAACAUGAAGAUGUCACUGACAAAGAAAAUGAGAUGGAAGACUUCAGUUGUGGUGGUGUCAGAUCAGAGGCUGAAUUAAUCUCAGAGAAGGAUGAUAUUCAAGCAGAUGAGGCUCGACCCCUGACCUUUCCAGGCACUACUGCCAUCAACAUCAACACACAUAAAGAUGGGGUGACCUAUCAAGUGGAAAAUCCAGUGGAGAGUUUUGACGACAUCGAUACAAUCGCUGGAACCACACUGACUACAGCAGAGGUCCAUGUCAGCCACACAUGACUUAAACACAGCAGCCCCAGGAUUGGUGCGAAGGAAUGAGGACUAAAUGAAAAACAAUAUUAAAAUCUUUAAAUGCAAUAUACAUUUAAUGAAAUGGCUGAAGGAAAACUAUAUUUGAUGCAAGAACUUGCUGUAAAAACAAAAACAAUCUCUCUUUUGAUACUGUAUAGCAAAAACUCUUUAAUGCAAAAUGUAUAAGAGUGAUAAGGUAUUACUCUGAGUAAAAUAUGAUCUUUAAAGCAUAAAUAUUCAAUAUCUUGUGGUUGUCGUCUUGAUAUUUUCAAUGUGUCAGUAGAUGGUCGUUGAGACACCAGAGUCUCAGUUGUAGUAGUGCUAAGCUGGUCUGUUUAGUCUUCAUCUUAAA
Messenger RNA from Oreochromis niloticus (Nile tilapia), 846 nucleotides. RefSeq lists its product as uncharacterized. The transcript has 5 exons. Lineage: Eukaryota; Metazoa; Chordata; Actinopteri; Cichliformes; Cichlidae. Bases 81 to 482 code for a protein of 133 amino acids. The record is from RefSeq and is a predicted model, not a curated record.